AUGGGGCCUCUCGUUCACAUUCCCAAGCUACUGGCGCCUCUCGUCCCCAUUCCCAAAGACAAGACUCCUUCUCCUCAUCUUCAUCAUCAUCAGACUAGGCGCCCUCCUCGUACUUCUUGCCCUUUCAAGAAGCCCGACUGGCUCUUAGGUCAUGCGGUCCUCAUGAGCUUGGGACGCAAUGACCUCCGUUGGCACACAUCGAAGGCAGAGUGCUUCGUUCUUCAGCCAGUGCCUAAGCACAUGAAGUAUCGCAAGCGCAAGAGGUUGGCUUUGGGUAUGGAGAUUGCUCCUAGGCCUCGGGUGUCUUCUCGUGCCCCCUCAGGCUCCAAGCUCUUCAUCGCCCGAGCUUACCUCUGUCCCGGCCUUCAGUUCCGACGAAGGGAGGUAGACAGGUCGGGUAACAGAGCCAUCCUCGUCCUCAUCGUCGCUGUCCUCCAUGUGGAGGAAGGAAGAGUUGGGGUCUUUGGGGUAAAACCUGAAGGCCGGGACAGAGUGCCUGAGCAUAUGAAGUAUCGCAAGAGGAAGAGGUUGGCUUUGGGUAUGGAGUUUGCUCCCAGGCCUCGGGCGUCUUCUCGUGCCCCCUCAGGCUCCAAGUGGACUGGCCCCUCUUUUUCUGCACAAUACAGUGCUUUGGCCAACGCUGUCCUGGGGUCCGAGACCUGCGCUUUCUGCCACCUGUGCCCCAUCUACUGCCUCCAUGCUGCCUCUCUUGCCUACCUGCCUUCUCCGCCCGCGACCCCUUCCAAGGUCAUACCGACAUUGGAGGCAGAGUGCUUCGUGCUUCAGCCAGUGCCUGAACACAUGAAGUAUCGCAAGCGCAAGAGGUUGGCUUUGGGUAUGGAGAUUGCUCCCAGGCCUCGGGCGUCUUCUCGUGCCCCCUCAGGCUCCAAGGUGCUCAAGGGUGGAGGCAGUAAUGGGGCACAGGUGGCAGAAAGCGCAGGUCUCGGACCCCAGGUCAGCGUUGGCCAAAAUGGGGGCUGA
Molecule: messenger RNA, 981 nt
Organism: Cryptococcus amylolentus CBS 6039
Lineage: Eukaryota; Fungi; Basidiomycota; Tremellomycetes; Tremellales; Cryptococcaceae
Exons: 5
Coding region: 1-981 (326 amino acids)
Source: RefSeq, a predicted model, not a curated record